CGCGCUCCUCUUUGUCGUCGCAGUCACGUGCCAACGCAAUCUCGCAUUGACUGCCACGAAUCCUUGUUUUGCAGAAAUGUUUCACAGCGGCACACUAAUGCAACAGCAACCUACAGCUGGUGGAUCGAGCACUGGCGCCGGAACAGCGACCUCGGGUCAUCGACCGUGAAGAUGGCAGUCGUCAUUUCUGUGGUGGUGCUGCUCCUAACGUUCCUCGUCCUCGCCAUCGUCUUCACCACCGAAAGCGGAGCAGAAGACACGAUAGCACCGAUGAAUUUGCCUGCUCCGGAUGUUCCGGGGAGUGACCCACCAAAGGUUGCACACAACGACGGCGACAGCAACGACGGCGACAGCAACGACGGCGACAACAACGACGGCGGAAACCACGACGCUAGCUUGUAUGCCGGUCUGACGUGCGUGACUUCUGAGAGAGCUGCCACCGAUGCCGUCGAUUAUGUCCAGCUGUACCAGCCGUGCGACAACGUCAUCUACAGCAUGGGAUCAAUAUGUGGGAACGUAGGACCCAAGGCUGGCCUCCAGGCAAUCGCUGCACUGGAUGAGGACAAGGCCAAGUACGUCGGCUUUGACUACGAUGGUUCGCAGGAUGUCACGUGCUACGCCAGUCUGGGUCGCAUCGACGGUUGGGAUAAUAACGGCUACGCGGCGCUCAGCGUCGAAAUGGCAGACGACUUCUCGGACGUUGCUGAUGUGGCGGCGAAAGUAAAGUUCGCCUUUGACGCCAUCAAGGGAACCAGUGACGUGGACAUGCCGAAGAUUAUCGGAAUCAAGAUUAACCCAGCGGACGCCGACGUUACGAAGGAAAACGCAGAAAAUCUCCGCGACCUUCUCAGCGGCGUGUCCCUGGUGAUAUUCCAGUCACACCCGGAAAGAGACGUCUCCCCUUGCACCAUUGCGAUAAGCGAUGUCAUGAUAAGCAAGAAAAACAUGAUCAAAUUAAUGGAAGACAUUCCCCUGCCCGUCGCUAUAUCUUCGACCGCAGCUUUGGUUCUAAUCACUACCGACGGUCAACAGACGCAACGUGGAAGCCGCUGCGUGGGCGCGAACCUUGUUCCCCGUUCCACUCUGCCUGACAAGUCGGUGAAGCACCGGACGAAGUAUGGGGUGGCCGUGUUCAACCUGGAUUAUUACUACCUGGACCAGUACCCAGAGUGCCCGCCACUCAACCUGAGCGCCUUCAAGCUGCCCAGACCAGACCAACAGUGA
Messenger RNA from Dermacentor silvarum, 1224 nucleotides. RefSeq lists its product as uncharacterized. The coding region runs from base 172 to 1224 and encodes 350 amino acids. The record is from RefSeq and is a predicted model, not a curated record. The transcript is spliced from 10 exons. Lineage: Eukaryota; Metazoa; Arthropoda; Arachnida; Ixodida; Ixodidae.